AUGCGCCUUGCGCAACUCUGUGAGUGGCCCAGGGCCAAAGCGCCUGUGCUGGAGACCGAGACGGCGGCAUCGUUUUUGGAAGUGCCGAGGCGGUCCAGGUGCUCUGCAGCCGCCUCCUUCCUGGAUGUGCAGGUGCGAAGGGCCCCGUCGCGGGCCGCUUCUUUCUUCCAGGAGAGGGAGGCGGUUGCGGCAAAGGGCCAAGGGCGAAGGGUGCUGCUUGUGCCGCUCGUGGUUGCGUACCCGGCACCUCGCCGCACCCAGAGCGUUGAGGAUGCCAGCUUUGAGGACUGUGUGGAGCCCAGGCGGGUGUAUCGGCACCUGGGCGCCUAUGGGAUCUUCCUGGACCUCAGCCUCUUCGGAAGCUCCGGGUGCUGGCAGAACGACUGCAGGAGCACCGACAAGUUCCACUGUCAGGAUCAGGCAGUUUGUGCCCGCGCCUGCCGGGAGGUGCAGGAGUGCACCCACUGGUCCUUUGGCGAGGGCUCCUGCUUCCUGAGGAAGUCCGACGGAGGCAUGGAGCACGCUGCCGGCUUCUCCUCUGGCAACAAGGCCUGCGCGCCUCCGCCGCUGAGCAGCGCCUGGCUGGCGCAGCGCGCCGCGGAUCUGCCGCAGCUGCGGGCAUGCGAGAGCUCGGCGACGCGCGGGUGUGACCUCGCGCGCGCCAUGACCACCUGGCGCUUCGCCAUUGCCGCGGUGCGCCGAGCCACGGAGGGCAAGCUGGACGCGGCGACGCAGGCCAUUGUCAAUCAGAUCUCCCAGGACACCGACGCCUUUCUUCAGCAGCUGCAUGAGGACAACUUUGCGCCCGUGGUGAUCAACAACCGCCUGGUCUUUGAUGCGCUGCAAGGCUUCCUGGCUUCGCAGCCUUCGCCUUCGGAGCAGGACUUGGAGAUGCCAGGACUGCCAGCACCCGUGCUGGGCAAUCUGUGCGGGCCCAGUUCGUGCUACUGA
Messenger RNA from Effrenium voratum, 951 nucleotides. Lineage: Eukaryota; Dinophyceae; Suessiales; Symbiodiniaceae. The record is from the annotation of a GenBank genome assembly.